AAUUACAAUUAUUAUUUAAUUUUUGGGAUUUUCAGUUUUUGAAAAAAGAGAAGUUGGAACCCCAAAGAAAAGAAAGAAAAAACACAAUGUUUUGUUUGUAAGCGGCAAUUCGAAGCAGAUUCUUCUUCUUCUCCAUUUUCCCAACUCUUUCUCUCCAUUUCUAUUUUAUUUUUCAAAUUUUCAUUUCUGCUUUUCAGUUCCCAUAAUUUCUCUGUUUCCACCCAAAAUUCUUCUAAAUUCACAAGAAACGAUCACUUUCUCAUCCGAUUCAUGCUGCUAGAAUUCAACAAUUGCUUUCUUCAGAAUGAGAAAGAUGUUUUUUCUGAAGGAACAAUCACAAUCUUCCACUCCGAUUACUGAAAACGUUAACUGAAUGAGCCUUUCAGAUCUUCAUACCAAGGCGUAAAUUCCCCGAUCCGUAAGCUUUUGCAGGAAUUCAGGUUCUGAGCGAUUCAUUGCUGGAGAAUUUUUCGAUCUCCAUACUUAAUUCUAGAGUAAAUCACUGAGAAUUGAACUUUUUUGGGAACGCUUUUGAACUCGAGGAAUUCGCAUUGAUUAUAAUUAGCGAUGGAGCUUCCUCAACCUCCCCGUCCACUAGGAACUGAAGGACGGAAACCAACGCAUGACUUUCUGUCACUCUAUAGUCAUUCAACUGCUCAUCAACAAGAUCCAUCCCAGUCCUUUCAAGGAGGGUUUCUUAAAACGCAUGAUUUUCUCCGGCCGUUGGAACGGAUUGGGAAGACAUGUGCUAAGGAAGAGAAAACAAUCAAUGUGUCCACUGCAGAACGAGCAGCGCCAGCCUUGGAAACUCUAGCACAUAAUUCUCCUGCCGAGCGUCUAUUACCAGGUGGAAUUGGGACUUACAGUAUUAGCCACAUUUCUUAUUUCAACCAGAGGGUUCCAAAGGCAGAAGGAUCGGUAUUUCCAGUCCCUCAGGCGAGCAAUACUGACAAAAGUGAUGACAACUCCCGUUGUAGCUCUUUGUCUGGAAAUGGUUUCACAUUGUGGGAAGAAUCUGCAGUUAAGGGAAAGACAAGGAAGGAGAAUUUGGGUGACAAACCUGGCUUAAGGGAACCACCGGCAAAGAUUGAGCAAUGGGCCGUUUCAACAGAGCAGCCAAUACAAUCAUCAUCAAGCAUCCAUCGCAGCAACUUCAGCUCUCUCUCCCCCUCUCAGCCUUCAGGUCAGCAGAACCGGAGCUUCAGUGAGAUAUUAAAGUCCACAGCCAAUGUUUCCUCCAUGGAAGAGGAACUAGACGAUGGCAAAGCAUUUGUUAUUAAGAAAGAAUCAUCGCCAUCCACUGCCUAUAAAGGUGACUUGAAGAUAAAUGUCGGUGGAAAAUGCUCUGAUCAGAAGGCUAACACGCCGAGGUCCAAACAUUCUGCAACAGAACAGCGUCGAAGGAGCAAAAUUAAUGAUAGGUUUCAGAAGCUGAGAGAACUUAUUCCCCGUAGUGAUCAGAAGAGAGACAAGGCAUCAUUCUUGUUAGAGGUUAUCGAGUACAUUCAAUUUUUACAAGAAAAGGUUGGCAAGUUUGAAAGCUCACCACCGCAAGGAUGGUAUCAUGAACCAGCGAAAUUGAUCCCCUGUAGAAACAAUUGCGAUCUAGCACAAUGUUACAUCGAUCGUUCUCAAAUAGCAAAGAGCGGCCCUGUGUUUAUAUUUGCUGGGUCUGACGAGAAAAAUAUAUGUCACUCCCCUGCGUUUCCUAGGUGUUCGCACAACCCACUAGAAUCUGAAGUUAGUACUUCCACCACCUUCCGGGAAGCGGAUCAACAUCCUGGAACAACCAACAAAGGAACAUCUUAUUCAAUCUUGGACCCACACCAUUUCAUGCCUGUCAUAAGUGAAGGUGCAAAAACUAAACUCCGUUCUCAAGUAGCAUAUAAAGCAGACAAUAAACCAUGUGAAAUGCAACCACUAUCAUGCGAGACGAGAUCAUGUACUACCAAUAUUGCUUCUGUUGAUAACAAGCUGAAAGAACCUGAGCAGAGCAUUGAAGGUGGCAGAAUUAGCAUCUCAGGAGCAUAUUCUCAAGGGUUGUUAAAAAUUCUCACACAAGCGCUACAGAGUUCUGGAGUUGAUAUGUCACAGGCCAGCGUCGCUGUGCAAAUAGAACUUGGAAAGAGGACAAAUUACAGAGAAACCGUUCCGAGGCCUGCUAUUGUGGAUGAUUCAGCUUGCCCAAGUGAGAGAGGGAUUGUUGGUUCGAGAGUUGUAGCUGGAGAGGACAUGGAGCAGGCAUUCAGAAAGAAGCAAAAGACAUGAAAGAAAGAUGACAUAACAAGUAUUCUUCUCCUGUCAAUUCAAUUUGUUAUCAUUUCAUUUUUACGUUCCAUUUCUUCCCUGAGGGGUUAGUUUAUGGCCUUCCAAUUAUUGGGGAAAUGCAUCUGACCCAGAUUGAUUGUACAUUAGGAUAGUUCAAUUUCUAGUUUUAAUUUAAUUUUUUUGGGCAUUCCCCAUUUUAAUAUGGUGAAGAUGUAGCUAUGCUUUAGAAGUUAAGCUUUCCUUAAUAUUUAGAGGCAGUUUUAGAUGUAAAGGCUUUUUGUAAAGUGUGUCUCAUUGCCCACUCUUGUCAUAAACUCUGCGCUUAUUUCUGGGAAUGAAUCAAAAUAACAAAACAUGUAUAGUUUGCUCUUCAACUAAA
Messenger RNA from Benincasa hispida (wax gourd), 2647 nucleotides. RefSeq names its product transcription factor BIM1-like. NCBI's taxonomy places the organism in Eukaryota, Viridiplantae, Streptophyta, Magnoliopsida, Cucurbitales, Cucurbitaceae. Gene Ontology annotation, biological process: DNA-templated transcription. Gene Ontology annotation, molecular function: protein dimerization activity; DNA-binding transcription factor activity. The record is from RefSeq and is a predicted model, not a curated record.